AUGUCUUCACGAAUACUGGGCUCUCAACCUGUCUCGCUUCUUGGCCCGAUCCCUCCCACCGUCGACCUGACCUCCCAAGAGUACCACCAUUACCCAUCCAAGCCCGCCAAGACCACGGGCUCCUGCUGGACUGCUCCCUUCCGGGACGGUCUGCCCACUCCUCCCGGCGACAUGACCGGUGUGGCCUACAAUGCCGUUCCAACCGUUGCCUACGGAGGGAAAGGGCACGGAAUGUCCUCCCACCUGUAUGACCACUCGCGUGCGCACUUCGAUUCUAUGUCGUCCUCCAUGAUGGCUUCAUUGAAAUCGACCCAGAGCCAUUCAAACCACGCCGCCCCCACGAAGGAGACCUCAACCACCGAGCCGGUAAACAAUCAAAAGAAAUCGGCUGGCACUUCGAGCGGAUCGCAACUGCGGAUUCCUUCAUCCAUUAACUCCAGCAAGGGCAGUUUGGCUGAGUUCGCCGCCCAGAUGACUUGCCUGUUUUGGUUUGAAAAGACACCCAAGCUCCAAUCCAUCGAAGACCGACGACAUGAUGUGCCUUGUCUUGUUGCCGAGGCGUUUCCAACCUAUGGUUUCCAGAAGUGGGUGGCCGCGAUUCUUUCCACCACCCAGGUCAGCCAGAACGUAAUAUUACUGGCCCUGCUCUUUAUCUACCGACUCAAAAAGUUCAAUGCUGGUGUGAAGGGCAAGAAAGGCAGCGAAUUCCGCUUGAUGACGGUUGCGUUGAUGCUCGGCAAUAAAUUUCUCGACGAUAACACUUACACCAAUAAGACGUGGGCCGAGGUCUCAGGUAUCGCGGUGCAGGAGAUCCACAUCAUGGAGGUUGAGUUCCUCAGCAACAUUCGAUACGACUUGUUCGCCUCCGAGGCGACAUGGUCUCGCUGGCAAACGAAGCUGGGCCUGUUCGGGGACUACUUCAGCCAGGCUUUGAAGAAUCCCACCGAGUUGGACAAGCCCGCAUUGCGCAUCUCGCCGCCCCGGUUGCAACAACCUCAAUCGCCCUCGUCCAAGUUGCCCUCGCCGCCGACCGAUAUAUUCCGUCCGCACUCACAGCCUCAGCAUCAAAAACACUGGUUUAUGCCAGGUACCGGGCUGCCCUACCCUGUCCCUUCACAGUCGAACGAGGUUGCAACCGGCGGAUCUCGCAAGCGUAGCCGAGAUGAGGACGGUGAACUCCAUCCUACGAAGCGGGUUGCGAUGGCCCCUCACAACAUCCCUUCCGCCUUGACUAUCUCAUCUGCCAUGAACUCUGGUAUUCCCACGCUCCCACCUGUCUUGACUCCCACGUCUGCGCCCGUUGCCCAAACACAACUCUCGGGUGUAGUCUCUCGUCUUCCUCCUCCUCACCUCCCGCCUUCCUCCAACCCGAUAUCUCAUCCCCUUCCUCCGACCACGGUUUCGCAACUACCAGUGCCUGCUCUUAUGCCAUCAGUCUACAACCGGAACUCAAAUUGGACUCAGCAAAUGCCUCCUGCUGCGGUGCCACCUGUGGCAUCUGGUGUCUACAAUACGCCCGCACUGUCUGAGCUGGCCAGACACAACCCUAGUCCUUUCGCCGUCUCAUCUGCGACCGUAUCCCCCGCGGUCUCUGCCUACUCUGUCCACACGCCUCAAACUCAUCUUUCACCAUCUUAUUUCCUUGCCAACCGAGACUCCCCGUACCGGCCUGUUCGCUCAGUUCACACCUUGCUCAUUCCACCUCCAUCCACCUCUAUGCAACAGCAACGCAGUGUCCCCUUUGAUCAUAUGCAUUACCAGCCUCUGGGAAAGACGUCUGCUGACCGCAAAACCGGCCUACUACCCUACAUCUACCCUGAAUCUUGGACUCAGACGCCCUUCCAACCUUUCUUUCCUCAAACUCAGAACUUCUCUGGCUAA
Molecule: messenger RNA, 1881 nt
Organism: Penicillium macrosclerotiorum
Lineage: Eukaryota; Fungi; Ascomycota; Eurotiomycetes; Eurotiales; Aspergillaceae
Exons: 3
Coding region: 1-1881 (626 amino acids)
Biological process (GO): regulation of cyclin-dependent protein serine/threonine kinase activity
Cellular component (GO): cyclin-dependent protein kinase holoenzyme complex; nucleus
Molecular function (GO): cyclin-dependent protein serine/threonine kinase regulator activity; protein kinase binding
Source: RefSeq, a predicted model, not a curated record